AUGGCAAAGCUGCUUCUGGUUUUUGCUCUUGUGGUCCUAGCCAUUGCAUUAACAUGCACAGCAACGGUGUACACUGUUGGCGGUAGCUCCGGCUGGGAUGUAAGUUCUGAUCUUGAUACAUGGGCGAAGGGCAAGCGAUUCGUCACUGGAGAUGUUCUAUUAUUCCAAUACUCUUCAUACAACACUGUGGAUGACGUAACAAAAGAAAGUUACCAGGGGUGCAAUACAACCAAUGCAAUACAAUCAAGCAAUAAUGGGAACACUACAUAUACCUUGUCAUCUCCUGGAGACAGAUACUUUAUUGCUGGUAACAAACUAUACUGCCUUGGAGGAAUGAAGCUUCAUGUAACUGUGGAAGCAGAUCAAGUGGCAUCGCCGGCCAGUGCGCCUGAGCCCGGGGAUUCUCUUCCUACUCCUACUUCCGAGAACAACAACCCUUCUAUUUUUAGUUCAGCUGUGGCUAUCCAUGGUGGAACCUAUUCUAUUCUCUUUGUGUUUCUUGGUUUCAUGGUUGCUAUACCUUGGGUGAUGUAGAUUUGAC
Messenger RNA from Ilex paraguariensis (yerba mate), 541 nucleotides. NCBI's taxonomy places the organism in Eukaryota, Viridiplantae, Streptophyta, Magnoliopsida, Aquifoliales, Aquifoliaceae. The record is from the annotation of a GenBank genome assembly.